CGGUGGUAUCGGGAUACACCCUCAGACAAAUACAAACAGAAAUCCACUUGUACUUUCUUAAACUAGCAAUGAAGAGGUGGUUAGAGAUACAGACUUGUAAGAUAGUACGUGAGCUUUGGCCUGACUAUAGCAGGGAAAGAAGAGCAGAGCUGCCAAGUAGGUGAAGGGUAGAAGUACUUAGGAUUGUAGCGAGUAUCAGCGGUCACUGACUGCUAGGAAAACAUGCUUAUAGAAUAGGACUUCCCUACAACGAAAUGUGCUGCAACUACCUGCUAGAAGGUAGCGAGGGAACAGGAUUUGAUUUCAUGUGCGAAAUAUAUAAUGAAGCAGUUAACAGAUUUAUCUAGUGCUACUAUAAGCGAUAUGUACAAAUUCAUAAGCUGUUCAAAAUGGUUUGGCGAGUGCGCAAGAAAGGAAUCUCUUGAUAGGAUAAUGGGAAGCGCAUCAAAUAAUGCAUUCCCUAAGUACUGAAAUUGCCCUGUUGAUGUUCAAAAAGGCUAAGAGGUUACCCUAAACUAUUGUUCUGUGUAUCGUCCUACCUGUGUCAAAUAAAGCCAAUAGCGAGAGGCUCUAAAAAUUAACAUUACUAACAACAGUUCCAUAUAAUCACAUCGACAAUUUUAUACAGUGCAUAAUAUAUAUUUGUAUUUCUACUCCUUCAGCUCUACGCUGAGUCGUCACAAAGUAUUACCCGCCAAAGUUUUGCACGCAUUCUGAGACACACGGGAAAAAUGACGCCCGAAAAGUGUGAUGCAUUGUUUUUUGCAAUCGAUCAUACGAAUAAAGGCUGCAUUGCGUUCGAGGACUUUGAGCGCUACACCAAGGAUCAUCCACAGUACAAGUUCCUUUACAAGAAACAGGAGCAUCUACGAAGAACGCAAGCAGCUGGCAAUGUAAAGAAAACGAAUUAAAAUCAAGGACAAAACAAUUUAUGCGACCUUGAGGGUGUAUGUGUGCGUGUGUAUGACAGAGUUGACAUGAUUUUUGAGCGCGAAAAAUGCAUUUCAUAAGGGUAAUGGAUUUUUGAAUUACAAAAUCCGAUGUAUUUACAAAAACCAAACAUUAAUUGUAUUUAUUUCAUUUCGAUUGUAUAAGA
Messenger RNA from Rhagoletis zephyria (snowberry fruit fly), 1096 nucleotides. RefSeq names its product lysophosphatidylcholine acyltransferase-like. Lineage: Eukaryota; Metazoa; Arthropoda; Insecta; Diptera; Tephritidae. The record is from RefSeq and is a predicted model, not a curated record.